Messenger RNA from Fusarium poae, 1293 nucleotides. RefSeq lists its product as uncharacterized. The record is from RefSeq and is a predicted model, not a curated record. Lineage: Eukaryota; Fungi; Ascomycota; Sordariomycetes; Hypocreales; Nectriaceae. Bases 1 to 1293 code for a protein of 430 amino acids. The transcript has a single exon.
AUGACUCCCUCCUGGCCAGCACCCCGUCGGGAAUACCCCGAUUCACUAUUCACGGACGAACAACGCGCCAGAUCGAAGCGGAAUGUUAAAAAGAUCAACCAGCAUAUCAUGGACUGGGUAGACCCAGGGUACAGGAUGACUCUGGAUGAUCAUUCGGCGAUCGUCAUGAGAACCAUAUUCGACAUUGAUCGUACCAAGGUACCAUUCAUAGAUGAUCCCGACAUUCGCCCAGAAGAAAUCAUCAUGAACAUGGACAAAUAUGUGCUCAUGGGAAAUCACUUUUUCAAAACCAGGGCCGCUUCAAGGAUGCCACCCAAACGGACGGGUCAGUUGGAUAUCGAAGAGAUUGUGGGUACCCUGUCGAGAACCCGCAUAGACAGAAACAUCGACACGGAUAAUGCUCAGGCGCGGGACAACCACAAGUGUAUAAUUACACAGUUCGCCGAUCCUGAAAUGGCGCACAUAUUCCCCAACUCCGCCGUCGGGUCCAAGGCUGAGAUUGAGCUGACCACGGCUUGCUGGGAAAUUACCCAAUCGCUACUGGGAACGGAGUUCCACAACCGGUAUAUUGCAGAUCUGUCGGGACAGGCUGUUAAUACGACAGGGAACGUGGUGGCUCUCACCAAGACCCUUCACGACUGGCUCGAUCGGUGUUAUUGGGCUUUCAAGGUGUGGUCAAACCCUGACGAUAACGCAGCUGGAGUAUAUCGUACCGUAUUCCAAUUCUACUGGCUCCCCGCGGAAUUUGCGGACAAAACCAAAUUCCCAGUGUAUGCGACCAUCGAUGGACCGGACAAUACGGUGGACCGAAUUUGGGAAGUCAUGGAAAAGCAUCGCAGCCAAGGUUUCCCACCUCGGGAACCCUUUGAUGGGGAUGGCUACAUCGGAGCCUAUUUGAGAGGGCGCCAUGACUUAGAGACUGGUCACCUCUUCAAAGUGGAUAACAGUAGCAAGGGUGAGGCGCAGGUCAUGGCGGACAUGGGCAAUGUACAUUUUCCGAUGAUGUACUUCAAUAUGCUGCGGGGGGUAAAGAUGUUGAAGGCGGGUAGUGGCAACAGUGGAAAGGGCGACGAUGGACGCGGUGAGGGUAGGAGCACCGCCAAAGACAAGGAACGCGAUCAAUCGUCUGCCGGAGGGACCACAAAGCGAGGCCGGGGUACCACCGCUCGUCGUGGAAAGAGAGGCAAAGUGUCAUCUGUAACUGAUCCCACCUUCUACACGGAUCCCCAUGGUCAUGAUGGACCAAGUGGUGGUGGACAAGGCAGUGGUGGUGGAAAAGGCAGUGGUAAAUAG